AGCUCAGUUUGCUCGUGACCGUGGUCGCACCAGUGCGCACUGCUAACCGAUUCAGUCAGGUUCCGCCGAUAAAGUUUCGGAAGUUUGAAAAUUAUCUGCGGCAGAGCUAGCUGCCGCACGUGUGGCACUGCGUCUCGGUAUUUCGGUAUUUCGGUAUUUCGGCAUUCUAGCCAAAGGCUAUAGUUUGAAGUGGAAAAAUAUUCGAAAUGGGUUGUGCAACGGGCACCAUAAAGUACUCGCUGUUCCUGUUCAAUGCAUUAUGGGCGAUACUGGGUAUCUUGGUGCUCAUCCUUGGGGGCCUCGGCUGGGGAGCAAUGUCGAAUGCGUAUGCCAUCGGCAUCUUGGUUCUAGGCGGUACUAUCCUGGUAAUAUCCCUGUUCGGAUGCUGCGGAGCCAUUCGCAAAUCGGCGCGCAUGCUGUGGACGUAUGUGUCACUGCUGCUGGUUUUGCUCCUACUUAUCGUGGCCUUUAUCAUCCUGCAUCCCAAAGAUGUCUUUAAGAAGUACGCCCUUCAGACGGUCGAGAAUCAGUGGGAGCUGGAGCAGACAAGUCCUGGCAGUAUGGACAAUAUUCAGAAGACGUACCAAUGCUGUGGCCGGGACAGUGCCCAAGACUACUUGGAUAUCAAAUUCUGGAACGACACCGUUCCAAGCAGCUGUUGCAAGGGAGGCAGCUGCGUGAAUCCCCUGAAUCUCUACGUGAAAGGCUGCCUCAGCCAAGUGGAGGAGGCUUAUGCGGAUGAGGCAACCACUCUGGCGUAUUUAGAGUGGGGUCUGCUCGGAUUGAACGCUGCCAUUCUCUUGCUGGCCAUCUUCUUGGCCAUUCACUACACCAACCAACAGAGGCGAUAUAACUAUUAGUGAAUAGUUACUGAUUAUGAAGCCAAACUCCUCAUUUUUAAGAGUCAUCAAUGUACUGUUUGAUUUUUGAUACGAAAACACAGCUUUACUUGCCAUGCAACUGAUUUCGUCUUUAUUUAAACAAUCGAACAUCUCUUAUAUAAAGCAGUUUUUAACACAGUCGAAUUUUAAAAUAAUAUGUACAUUGUUACAAGACACACCCAAAUGUUGUUUUAAAAUACCAAAUAUAGGAAAAGUAGUUCCAACAAA
Molecule: messenger RNA, 1109 nt
Organism: Drosophila erecta
Lineage: Eukaryota; Metazoa; Arthropoda; Insecta; Diptera; Drosophilidae
Product: protein late bloomer
Exons: 5
Coding region: 207-860 (217 amino acids)
Cellular component (GO): membrane
Source: RefSeq, a predicted model, not a curated record